AAUUAGGGGUGGAAAUGCUUACGGUGUAAACGUUGAGGGGGUUGCUCGACAAGGACUGGUAAUGGGAAUGGGUGUGUAAAAUAACCUCACACACACUAGGGAGGGCAACGUAAAAACUAGUCCACACAAAGAAACUUGAAGAAUCCAAAUCCGAUCCGUAAGGAGCGAAGGGUGUUUUGAUUUGAUGUAUUCAUGCGAGACUAGUAGGAUGUUGUUGGGUUGCAGAAGCUCUUUAGUCCUUGUCAGAAACUCAAAGAAGAUUCAUCAUAUCCGUUGUUGUAUGCUGGACCAAAUUGCUGUUUAUUCGCCCUUAACUACGAUACUAACAUCCGGAAAUGUAAUUGCUGCCGCUGCUGCCGGCUCCGGGUCCCUUCACGGGGCAGUAACGUCGGCGAUUACUCAAGUCGCUGUCACCGCCGUUGCAAUUGCAUCCGGAGCUUGUCUAUCCACCAAGGUUGAUUGUUUAUGGCCUAAAGUCGAUGAACAGCCUGGUUCUUUAAUACUGGAUGGGGUGGAUGUCACCGGAUACCCUGUAUUUAAUGACCCAAAGGUGCACAAGGCAAUUGGAUUUGCAAGGAAUGCUCAUCGUGGCCAGCUUCGCAAAACAGGAGACCCCUAUAUAACCCACUGUAUCAAUACAGCUAAAAUCUUAGCUGUGCUAGUUCCUUCAACUGGGAAAAAGGCUAUUGAUACAGUCAUUUCUGGCAUACUACAUGAUGUAGUUGAUGAUACAUGUGAAAGCCUGCAUACCAUUGAGACAGAGUUUGGUGAAGAUAUAGCAAAGCUGGUAGCUGGUGUGUCCAGGCUGAGUUAUAUCAAUCAGUUGCUACGAAGACACCGCAGGAUAAAUGUCAAGGAUCAGGCUACCCUUGGCUACGAAGAGGCAAACAAUCUACGAGUGAUGCUCUUGGGCAUGGUUGAUGAUCCACGUGUGGUGCUUAUCAAGCUUGCAGACCGUCUACACAACAUGAGAACCAUUUAUGCUCUACCCUCGGCCAAGGCUAAAGCUGUAGCACAGGAGACUUUGGUUGUUUGGUGUUCUCUUGCUUCCAGAUUGGGCCUUUGGGCUUUAAAAGCAGAACUUGAAGACCUUUGCUUUGCUGUUCUUCAACCUCAGAUCUUCCGCCAGAUGCGAUCUGACCUGGCCUCCAUGUGGACACCCAGCAGCAGCAGCAGCAGGGUUGGCAACCAUAGACGCCUAUAUGCCAAAAGCAGUGAACCAAACCUGACUCCUGAGCGUGAAGCAUCAAUAGAUGAUGGUGUAGUCAGCAUCAAGGAUCUUUUGCAAGCUGUUGUUCCCUUUGAUCUUCUACUUGAUCGAAGAAAACGAAUUCAAUAUAUUCAAGAUCUUGGGUCAUGCACAGAGGUCCAAACAAAACCAAAAGUUGUGAGGGAUGCUGGAAUUGCACUAGCAUCUCUAGUCGUUUGUGAGGAAGAACUGGAACGCGAGUUGUUUAUUUCAACCUCCUAUGUUCCUGGAAUGGAAGUGACAUUAUCUAGCCGCCUUAAAAGUUUAUACAGCAUCUACAGUAAGAUGAAUCGUAAAGAUGUCAGUAUCGAUAAAGUAUAUGAUGCACGUGCACUAAGAGUAAUUGUUGGAGAUAAAAGUGGAACUUUACAUGGACAAGCUGUUCGGUGUUGUUACAGUCUUCUAAAUAUCAUACACAGGCUUUGGACACCAAUUGAUGGGGAGUUUGAUGAUUACAUUGUCAAUCCAAAGCCAAGUGGAUAUCAGUCUCUGCACACUGCAGUGCAUGGUCCAGAAAACUCACCUAUGGAAGUUCAAAUAAGGACACAGAGCAUGCAUGAAUACGCUGAGCAUGGAGUUGCUGCACAUUGGCUUUAUAAAGAAGCUGGUAAUAACAAGAGCAGCGUAAUAGGUUCAGAAAUAACAUCUUCCUCAUAUCUCUCAAAUGACAUGGAAGAUAAAAGUUCACACAUAUUUCAGAAAUACAGUUCCCUGAAAGUAGGACAUCCAGUCCUUAGAGUUGAAGGAAGUCAUUUGCUUGCUGCAGUUAUUGUCAGAGUGGAUGAGGAUGGAAGACAUAUGCUUGUGGCUUCCAGCUUUGUACUCUCCGCUUCUGAAGCGGUUGCUGACAGAAGGUCAUCUUCUCAAAGAAAGCGGUGGGAGGCUUAUGCAAGAUUGUACAAAAAGGUAUCAGAUGAAUGGUGGUGUGAACCAGGGCAUGGGGAUUGGUGUACCUGCUUGGAGAAGUAUACACUUUGUCGAGAUGGUAUUUACCAUAAGCAAGAUCAGUUUCAGCGCCUGCUGCCAACAUUCAUUCAAGUAAUUGAUCUAUCAGAAGCAGAGGAGAUUGAAUACUGGAAUGUUGUGUCUGCCGUUUCUGAGGGGAAACAGCUUGAUUCUGUUUUGAAGUCAUCUUCAAGCUCAAGUUCUAGCUCUGGUUGGACUAACUUUACCCCCAUGGAAGCUGGUAUCAACAACAAGGUGCUCCUGUUGAGGACAAUGCUCCAAUGGGAGGAACAAUUGCGAUCCGAGGCAGGUUUUCAACAAUCAAAGUUUGCUAAUAAUGUGAACCAAUUUGGGGAAAUAGCAGUUGUGUGUUGGCCAGAUGGUGAGAUAGUGAGGUUGAGAAGUGGGAGUACUGCUGCAGAUGCUGCUACCAGGGUUGGCCUCGAAGGCAAACUGGUUUCUGUAAAUGGUCAGAUUGUGUUGCCUAACACGCAGCUUAAAGAUGGGGAUGUUAUUCAAGUCAGAGUUCGCUAAUUUAUUUAUGCCUUGUCUUUGAAUGAAAAUAGCUUCAGUUUGAGGAGGGAUUGUGAUUUUUGUAUAUAAGUGGGGUCCUUGAUUUUAUCCAUUGUAAAUAACCAUGAAUCAUUUUUACUGCCAUGGAAGCAAAAUUUAUUUCAACUUAUUAUUUA
Helianthus annuus (common sunflower) is the source of this 2883-nucleotide messenger RNA. Its product is annotated as probable GTP diphosphokinase RSH2, chloroplastic. Gene Ontology annotation, cellular component: chloroplast. The record is from RefSeq and is a predicted model, not a curated record. The transcript has 18 exons. Bases 185 to 2728 code for a protein of 847 amino acids. Gene Ontology annotation, biological process: guanosine tetraphosphate metabolic process. Lineage: Eukaryota; Viridiplantae; Streptophyta; Magnoliopsida; Asterales; Asteraceae.